Prunus armeniaca (apricot) is the source of this 609-nucleotide messenger RNA. Lineage: Eukaryota; Viridiplantae; Streptophyta; Magnoliopsida; Rosales; Rosaceae. The record is from the annotation of a GenBank genome assembly.
AUGCUGGAUAUGGCAGAGGCAUUCAAAUUUAGGCUGCUUCAAUCCACUCUCUACUAUGCUCAAGCGAAUGGACAGGCAGAAUCAAGCAACAAAAACUUCAAAAAGGAAGCAACUAGCAUGACCCCCUAUGCAUUAACCUAUGGUCUUGAUGCAAUUUUGCCUAUGGAAAUAGCUGUUCAGUCCCUCAGAAUUGCUCACCAACAUGAUUUGGUAGGAGAAAACUACUUUCAGGCCAUGCUGCUAGAACUGGAAGGAUUGGAUGCAAGCAGAAUUGAUACCCUCAAUAAACUCUUGGCAGGAAAGCAAGCUGUGUCAAGGGCCUACAACAAAAGAGUAAAGAACAAGAGUUUUGAGGAAGGAGAAAUAGUCUGGAAAGUAGUUCUGCCCCUUGGAACACAUGUGGCUGGUUAUGGGAAGUGGUCACCUACAUGGGAAGGCCCUUUCACAAUCAACCAGAUCCUUGGGAUGGGGGCAUACAGGUUGCAGGAUAGAGAUGGAGAAAUUCAUGCAACCCCAAUCAACGGCAAAUGGUUAAAGAAGUUUUAUCCAACCAUGUGCGAUUUACAGGCUCUACAAACAGAUCCUGGGAUAGAGAAGGGACAACACUAA